UCAGUCUCUGAUACGACUAAUUACCUAUUGCCCUUCGUUUUAUUUGUUUUUUGUUUUUUUUCUUUGGGUUGGGAAGAAUUGGUGGAUGAGGAUGAACAUGACCGUCUUGACAUGGAGAAAAUUCUCGGGAGGGAGGAGAUAUUUGCAGAGCUGACGCGACCAUGCGGAGAGCCCAUGGAGAAACACCUCAUGCGUGUUCUCCCACGCAAAUCUCACACGUUCUCUUUCUAUAUAUACGCCUCCUUCGCUCCAUUUCCUCUUCCAUUCUCUUUAGUUCUUCUUUUUCAAUCUGUUUUCCUCGUCACAUUCUAAACGAGCUUCUCCACUCCCCAGCUUUAACCAAUGGCGUUCUGUGGAGUUGGGUUCAAUUCGGGACCGGGGAGUAUCGAAUUAUUGCAUGCAAGCGAAAAUUCGUCGACAAGACUAAUCACGCCCUUUCGUGAACAUUUAAUCCGAAGAAUGACCAAUUUUCCUGCGAGACCUUUUCGGAGAAUGAGGUGUUSGGCGGGAAGAGCCAUGUCUCCAUCAGAACAGAAGGGGAAUAAUCCAACCGUUGGACACAGCUCUUUGGAAGAAGAAUUGGGGCCUGUUAUGAAAUUCAAGAUGUCGGAUUUUUCUGUCUGCGAUCGCGUCAGCAUCGGGCUUGGUGGAAGGGCAGACGAAUUAGUAUUUGAAGCAACAGUAAUGGAUUGUCACAGCCCCUUGUAUAAAACACGAGUCGUGCUUCGACAACUUACUUCUCCUCAAGCUCAGCGAAGAGGGAGGCGGGCCAUAGAGGUACUGAAGAAACUAGCUCGUCGCAGAAUUAUGUAUCAUUCGUACUCAAUGCAAGUUCAUGGCCAUGUUUCUCAAUCGACAGAUACUAAUCAUAGCUCAUUCACACUCGUUCACGGGUAUCAUGGUAGUUAUUCUCUAAGGCAUUGGCUCCAAUUAUCAGAUUGGCUUCCAACCUUAGAAGCUACUUUGGCAUUGGAUGAGGAGUAUGUAAGAAAGGUUGGGGAUGACACAGUUGGAGGACCUACUAUUUCUCGAAAGUUGCGGCUUAUUCGGAUUUUAAUGAGGGAUCUCUUGAUUGGAGUAAACUACUUGCAUAGCCAUGGACUUGCUCACACUGAGCUAAGGCUAGAGAAUGUGCAUAUAAGCCCAUUGGAUAGACAUAUAAAAGUAGGAAUUCUUGGAAAUGCUGCAGAUUUCUAUGAUGGCAGUCCGGACAAUAGUACAUUAGAUAGUAACUUUAACAGGCGGAAAAUGAUGAUUGCUUUUGACAUGAGAUGUGUUGGGUUUAUAAUGGCAAAAAUGGUUUUGCGGGAGCUCAUGGAUCCUUUAAUCUUCAUGAAGUUCAAAUCUUUCCUCAAUAAGGGAAACAAUCCAGCAUGCUUGCGUGAAUUUUUAUUGCCAAUUCUCUGUAACAACUUUCCAUCUGGAAAUCCUGGAUUACAGAUACUUGAUAGGAACUCGGGAGCAGGUUGGAACCUUCUAUCCUUGUUGCUUGCAACAAAACCUUCUGAGAGAAUAAGUUGUUUAGAUGCCCUGAGGCACCCGUUCCUGUGUGGACCAAGAUGGCGUGUAGAUGCAUCUAUGGAUAUGGUUAGGUGGGGUCUAGGUUCAACUGCUGUUCGAAUUGCAGAGGAAUACAUUUAUGUCCGACGUCAGCGUAGCAGGCUCUCUCAUUUCAUUGAAUUGAUGGAAAUGUUGAAUCCUCACCCAAAGCCUAAGAACUGGUUGGAGUUGCUACCAGGAAGAUGGCGCCUGUUGUACUGUACAGGAAGGCACAUAGGUCUAACCCUUCGUCAGCCAUCCGCAAGAGUCCUUAUUGGUGAUGUACACCUUACAGUCACACGGACAUCAAAAAUGAAUACCGCCCUUUCAUUUACUUCUGAUGUUGGAUUCGUGGUUAUGGUUGGCUCUAACUGGCCGCACAAAAAAACUGGGAUGAGUGGGAAAUUGCAGGUUAGCUCUUCAGUUAGAUUAACAGCCGGGAGGCGCCAAUACCUAAUGGAAGAGAAGGCCAGAGGGAAAUACACAUCAAGCCCAGAAUCCGUUACAAAGAAAUUGUCUAACAGAAAGUGGAGGGCAAGCUCCAUGAAGGAACUGCCAUCAAGCCUUCCAGUAGCCAAGUUUACCUCAGGCGAGGUGGAGGUGACAAUGCGUCUUGACGACUCAUCGUUGCAGAAAGUUGACGUUGCAACAACAGUGCUUAAAGAGGUCCGCAUGCAGGUACCACCAGAAAUGUUUGAUUUGUCGAGGAUUAUUUGUGGAACUUAUGUGGACCCUAGGCUUCUGGUUCUUCGUGGAGUGGAUGGAUCUGCCCUGCUUUUCACACGAUCUUGCAUGUAAAUGAUCUGUAUAUAAAGAUGUUUUCCUUUUUUGUAGCUGUAAUUAUUGGUUGGUUGUAUCAUUUGUUUGUAUUGAUAGUUGGUACGACGAAGAGUUUUUUAGAUAUAAGUUAACAACAUCCCCUUCUUAAGUUUGAACA
Molecule: messenger RNA, 2476 nt
Organism: Nelumbo nucifera (sacred lotus)
Lineage: Eukaryota; Viridiplantae; Streptophyta; Magnoliopsida; Proteales; Nelumbonaceae
Gene: ORG1
Product: OBP3-responsive protein 1
Biological process (GO): protein phosphorylation
Molecular function (GO): protein kinase activity; ATP binding
Source: RefSeq, a predicted model, not a curated record